This is a messenger RNA of Trypanosoma grayi, 576 nucleotides long. RefSeq lists its product as hypothetical. Lineage: Eukaryota; Euglenozoa; Kinetoplastea; Trypanosomatida; Trypanosomatidae. The transcript has a single exon. The record is from RefSeq and is a predicted model, not a curated record. The coding region runs from base 1 to 576 and encodes 191 amino acids.
AUGUCACAAAUGACGAACACGUCAACGGAAAAUAUUUCGACAUCGCUGUCGACGUCCGGUGGUGUUACCGCAUCGCUGUCACGAGUUGUGGAGCGUACUGUGUCGAUGACCAUCGCGUUAACCAACAGCAGCGAGGACGAGACGACGAGGCCGAUGCACGCCGGGUACAAAGACGGGAGCAGCUGCAAGGGACUGCACGGCAAGGCGCGCAAGGAGUGCGUCGCAGCGCUCAAACCCGACGUCAACAAGACGCUGCGGGAAGGGACGCGGACGGCACUGGCCGGACUGUUCGGCCAAGACGGGCCCCCGUCGUGGUUACCGUUUGCCGCGUGGUUCACGGGCCUGCUUCUCAUUUCGCUGGUGACCGCGCUGAUGGUAUGUCUCUAUCUACGGUCGAAGCGUCCGUCGCGUGGUGAGUAUGCGGAGAUUCCGGAUGAGACUGACAUGGUGGCGGUGGCGGUUGACAAUGCUCCUGCGGCAGCGAGCUCUGAGGGGAACUUGUCGCGGCAGCGUUUUUUGGAGUCGCGCCGGGCGGCAGCGCAGAAGUCCUAUGGCACAGAGAGCGCCACGCAGUAA